Messenger RNA from Fusarium odoratissimum NRRL 54006, 1482 nucleotides. RefSeq lists its product as uncharacterized. The transcript has 4 exons. Lineage: Eukaryota; Fungi; Ascomycota; Sordariomycetes; Hypocreales; Nectriaceae. The coding region runs from base 176 to 850 and encodes 224 amino acids. The record is from RefSeq and is a predicted model, not a curated record.
CACAAUGAACCUCCAAGAAUCUCAUAUUUACGUACCGCAAGAGCUCCCAAUGAAACAUCUUUUGUGUCGAGUGAGUUCAUAUGUCUAUGACGUAAUCUCCAAUGGCUUUAUAUGAACCGUUAAGUCGCAAUCUCAGAUCUGACGAUCGCAAAAUCUUAACUUGACGACAUUCGAGAUGGCUGAAGAAAAGAAAAUUCCUGUUACGAAUGAGGGCAUGGGAAAACCUCUUUCGGCGAAGAAUGAGGUCCUCACUGCUGGUGCUGCUGUGACACAGGAGUUUCGACCUGUGAAGCAUAUCUGCGCUCAUCUCAACGCCUUUCACGCAUACGCCGAUGACCCCUCGCGUUUCGUUGAAACAAACCACUACUGCGCCCAUCUAAACGAGGACGUCCGCCAAUGUCUCCUCUACGACUCUGACGAGCCCAACGCGCGCCUCAUCGGAAUCGAAUACAUGAUAACCCCCAAACUCUACGAAACCCUCGACAAAGAAGAGCGCAAACUCUGGCAUUCACACGUCUACGAAGUGAAAUCAGGAAUGCUCAUAAUGCCGAAUCACGCGGUGCCCGAGAGUGCAUGGCAAAUAGCUGAGAACUUCGAGAUGGACCAAGUUGUGCAGCUAUACGGAAAGGUGUAUCAUUUGUGGCAGACGGAUCGUGGUGAUACGCUGCCGUUGGGGGAGCCGAAGCUUAUGACGAGUUUUACGGCGGAUGGACAGUUUGACUUUGAGAAGAAUGUGGGGGAGAGGGAUAGGAAGUUUGGGACGGAUUGGAGGGUUAAGAAGGAGGCUAGGAAGAAUAUUCCUAGUCCGGUCGUUCAUGAGGAUGCGGAUCAGGCGUGGAAGAACAAAUGAAGCUUGCGUAGUUCACAAGAUGGAGCUGGACGAAAGCAUGGGUGACGAUCACGAAUGAAUGGUUUGGGAUAUAGCGCAUGAAAGGCUUGAUGCGAUCGGAAAGUAGUGAUAGGUCGGCUACCGAACGUCUGUCAUACCGGGUAUCAUCUAUUAAUUGAGUUAGACAUCAUCGGAUGCCACGUGCCCCAUGUUCUCUACCCCAGAUGCAAUCAGUGCCCCGUCAACAUGCGGGAAGUGGGCAAUCUUCAAUACCGCACGCGCGGCUUCUUCUGCUUGUGGACAUUCUACUUCCCAACCGUAAACUUCUGCGGCAACUGCUGAACCCCCUGCAUCUGUUGCAUAACCCUGGUAUCGUGAACCUUGCGAUCAAUACCCCGGAACUCGAAAACUCCAUCGAGCUCUCUUCGCACAGCUAGUAGUUGAUCCUGAGCCUUGCGAAUCUCGUCCGGUUUGUUAUCCUGGACAACAUGUGCCUUGACCUGGAGAAACCAUCGUUUCUGCUGAUCCACUGGAGUGAGAGACUCCCAAGGCGGUAGACUGCCCAUUGGGAUGGUUGCUUGCUGUUUUGUUUCCAUGGGGGUGUAGUGUUCUAGAGGUUGGAGGAAGUAGUGGCGUGUUAGACAGAACUCGAU